AUGGCUCAGAAUUUGACUUCUCAUCGGAGGAUCUUUCCGGGGCACCAGCUUCCCGAGGAAUGCGUAAAGAGCAUACUCAUCCGCGUUCUCUACGCUCUCGACUUCCUGCAUUCUAAAGCCAAAGUGAUACAUACAGAUCUGCACCCGAAGAAUAUCCUCGUGGCGUCUGGUGAUAAGACGAUUUUCUCAGAUCUUGAGCGGGAUGAGAUGGAACACCCGAGUGCUCGCAAGGUCGAUGGUGAUCGAGUGAUCUACGAGUCCCGCGAGCUUGGAGUGCCGAAAAAACUUAACUUUGGACAACCGAUGAUUUGUGACUUUGGCGAAGCUCGCAAUGGCGCUGAUAGCUACGAUGCGCUGAUUCAGCCGUUCCUGUACCGAGCACCCAAGUGGUUCUACAGAUGCCUUGGGCGGACAAAGUGGACAUGGUCUGUCGGAAUGAUGGCGUGGCAUCUCAUGGAGGGCGAUCCUUUAUUUGACACUACAGAUGCUGACGGUAAGAAUUCUAGCGUGCAGCACGUAGCAGAAAUGUGUGCCCUUCUGGGACCUCCCCCGGGCGAGUUCUUACGACGCAGUCCUAUCAUGUUUGCAUGUUUUGAUGAGAAUUACAAUUUGAAGACCGAGACUGAUUUCUUUGCUUUUAUGCGGAAGAUAUUGCAAUGGGUUCCGGAAGAUCGACAGUCUGCGAAGGAGCUCCUCUCCGAUCCGUGGUUGCGGAGCGGAGUCAGAUCACGUCGAUAA
This is a messenger RNA of Fibroporia radiculosa, 738 nucleotides long. RefSeq lists its product as uncharacterized. Gene Ontology annotation, cellular component: cytoplasm; nucleus. Gene Ontology annotation, biological process: intracellular signal transduction; protein phosphorylation. The coding region runs from base 1 to 738 and encodes 245 amino acids. Gene Ontology annotation, molecular function: protein serine/threonine kinase activity; ATP binding. The record is from RefSeq and is a predicted model, not a curated record. NCBI's taxonomy places the organism in Eukaryota, Fungi, Basidiomycota, Agaricomycetes, Polyporales, Fibroporiaceae. The transcript is spliced from 5 exons.